AUGGCACGUGAAUACAUACCCAGAGGUGUAAGCGAGAAGAGCCUGGAGUUUCUGUUCGACAAGUGCACUCUGCUUAAAGAUCUCCAUUUGGAGUGUUCGGAGCGUGCUGCCAUCCCGCCGUCGAUCAACCGACUCACGAUGCUCAGAAGCUUGUAUCUCAAGGCCAGCGUCUCGCGACUUCCCGACACAUUCACUUCGUUGCAGUCUCUCACAAGCCUCGAGCUGCACUCUUACGAGCUGGCGGCUUUGCCCGUAGAUUUCGGCAACUUGGUUUCCUUGACGUCGCUCAAGUUGCACUGGUGCUGCUCCCUGGCGUCGCUUCCCGAAUCCUUCGACCAACUCGCCAGUCUGAGCCUUCUAUCCUUGAGUAACUGCUCGACGCUGCAGCUGCCGGCCUCUCUCACCAAUCUUUCUUCUCUCGCCGUCCUGGAGAUUCGCCAGUGCGAGUUCCUUCACCAGCCACCCGUCGAUUUUCAUAGACUGCAGGCGCUCGAAACCCUCAUAUUGGACGAAGUGACGGGACUGCGCGGCUUAAUCGAGGCUCUUGAGCAUCUGUGGUGGAUCAAGACUCUAACGGUCAAGCGCUGCAGUGAGAUCACGUCUCUGCCCGAGUCUCUUUUCCGCCUGCCUUCACUCACCUGCCUCACCCUUGACAUGCCGCGGCUUUCAGUUCUGCCGGACGAGUUUGGGCGGUUGUCAACGCUGCAGACACUCGUUCUAGAUCUGAGGAAACUCACAACCCUUCCUGACUCCAUAAUUUCGCUUACCACGCUCCAAGAGCUUGCCUUGGAAAAUCUCUGGAGCCUGCUGUCUCUACCUGAGGACUUCGGGCAGCUGAUUGCUCUUAAAAAGCUGCGCCUGAACAACUUUCGCCUGCUCAGACGCCUGUCUGAUUUUUUUGGGCGGAUGGCUUCCCUCCGGGAGCUGGAAAUUGUGGAGUGUAGGCAGCUGCAGCAACUCCCAGACUCCCUCUCCCUGCUAUCUUCUCUCGAGCACCUGGAGAUCAAGAAGUGCCCGGCCCUGACGAAGCUGCCAGAUAAAAUGGGGAACGGAAUGCAUCGUCUGCAGCAUCUGCAUCUAGAGCAAUGCUCUUCUCUCACCCACCUCCCUCCAUCCCUCUCCUUCCUGACUUCCCUUGAGACCCUCAAGAUCAUUGAAGCUAAUCUCUUCGAAGGCACCCUACUGGACGGCUUCUGCUGCUUGAAAAGCCUCAAGGAGUUGGUGCUUGAAGACAUGCCUCGCCUAACCUCCCUUCCUGCCUCCUUCUCAGGCGUUUAUUCACUGACCAGCCUUGAAGUGAUCAACUGCCCUAGGGUAAUGGUCCUGCCUAAAGGGAUCGGACGGCUGACGGCGCUCGAGGUGGUCAAGAUCGCAGUGAUGGAUCGCUUGAGGCAUCUUCCUGCAUCGCUUGUUGAGCUGCCGCGACUGCGGGUGUUGGAGGUGCGGGUAUGUGAUAAGGUCGGCGCAUUGUUUGGCGAUGAGUCAGUGCUCUCCUCUCUCACGAAGCUGAAGGUCAUGGAGAUGGACAGCCUUGUUUCUCUCCCUGACUCCAUGUGUCAACUCUCGCGCCUGAGAAGGCUUCGGAUUGAUUCGGCUAUCCAGUUGGAGUUUCUGCCUGACGCCCUUGGAGGGCUUUCACAGCUACGUGUCUUGCAGCUGAUUGACCUCUCUGAAGUAAGGCAGCUGCCCGAGUCGUUCGGGCAGCCGAAUAUGCUCGAGAAGCUGGAGAUUAUUGACUGCUACAAGCUGAUGAAGCUUCCAGAAACAUUCGCUGAUCUGUCUAAGUUGCGCUCCUGUAUGCUUAUCAAGCUUGGCCUCUCGACUUUUCCUGAAAAAUUCUGGGAGCUGUCUUCCCUCCAAGAGUUGGUGCUUCUGAGGCUGAAGCAUGUCUGCAGCUUGCCAGAGUCGUUUGCUAAGCUGCCUAAGCUACAGGUGCUGCUGGUUACUGCGUGCAAGAAGCUGGCUCAGGUGCCGUCUUCUCUCCGGAGAAUGCCGACGCUGCGUGAGUACCGUAUCAGCGAGUGCCCUUUGCUCUCACAACGAGACACGAUGGGGGUUCUUGCAAGGGGAGGCGGGGAGGAUGGGGAGGAGGGAGAGGGAGCGGUUAAUGAGGGAGAGGCGGAAGGGGAGGGUGGGGAGGGAGGAGUUGCGAUGGUGGAAGGGCAGGAGGCGGACAGGGAGGCGGCGGAGGAGGCAGUGGGUGAGGAGGGAAGAGAUGAGGUGGUGGAAGGGCGAGGGGCGGACAGGGAGGUAGCAGAGGAGGAGGGAGAGGAUGAGGAGGGAGGAGAUGAGGUGGUGGAAGGGCAAGAGGUGGACUGGGAGGAAGCCGAGAGUGGUGGUGAGGAUUGGGAUGUCUGUCAUGAUUAUGGCAUCGACAGUGACGAUGACAGGGACGACGAUGCAGGCUGGGGGGCGAGUAGCGACGAAGACGAGUAG
This is a messenger RNA of Closterium sp. Yama58-4, 2436 nucleotides long. Lineage: Eukaryota; Viridiplantae; Streptophyta; Zygnematophyceae; Desmidiales; Closteriaceae. The record is from the annotation of a GenBank genome assembly.